AUGUUCUUCUCUUUCUCAUUCAGUUUUUCUCCCAAAAAAGGCCAAACUACACUAAACUUUCCCUUCUUCUUUCAUUUUUUUGUGGCUCAUCACCUAGGAAACUCCAAUGGCAACGAGUCGGAAAAAGAAAGAACCCCGAAGCAUACAAACAAAAAAUUUCCAUUCUUUUCGAUUUUUUUUUUUGAAAAAAUGACCCGAAUUUUUUCUAUUUUUCUUCUUCUUCUUCUACUUUUCGAUGUGAAUGGGUAUACUGUUUCGGUGAAUUCCAAUCGGAAAUUUUUAUUCGGAGACGUUCUGGAACCAUUAUGCUCCAUUGAUACGAAUGGGGAAGUUCUGUCAAAAUCGGAUGUGGUUCAGCUAUUCCAUGCCUGGGAGAACCUCACGUCUUCUCAAAUUGCCACGUCAUCUAAAAUUUCAGACUACAGAAAAGCAAUGCCGUGUUUUCCAGGACCCUCCUUGGAAAUCCCAAUAUCCAAUGAAGAUUUACUUCCUCCAUAUCCAAACUGCCCAACUUUCGUAAACAUUUCAACGGCUACAAUUGAAGAAGUUGAAGAUUUGAUUCAGGAAAUUCAAAAGCAAAAAACUGUUCAACAAAUGGAUAUUUCACUAAAAUCUGUCGCAAAUUCUUUGAGCAAUCGUCUUCAAAAUCUAGUGGAUUUUUUGCCAGAAGGAGAGACAAAACGGAAAGUUGAGGUCUACCACUCCCAACUUCUCCAGAUGAGCACUCAUGAGCAGGAUAAUUCUACCACACCACCUAUUGCGGAGAACUACAAUACACCUCAAAGCUACAGUAACCCUCCGAGCUACAGUACUCCUUCAAGCUACAGUACCCCUUCAAGCUACAGUAACCCUUCAAAAUCCCGAAAAUUCUCGCCUCUCCAACUCUUAUCCUGCUUCAAUAUCUCUAUGGAUUCACUGGGUCUCCUCAAAUCUCUCUCCAGCCAAACCAUCGGCUCAAUCGGAUGCACCAAAUUCCAGAUUUGCUCAUUUUCAGAUUUGUCUGAAAAUUGGUGUCUUUCCCAUUUGAAUAUCACAGAAAAUCAAUACAAUUCAGUGAUUGGGGAAACUAUUGGAGAGGUUUUAAAAGAUAAUAUGAGCCCUGAAAAGCAGUUUGGAGCACUCUUUGGCGGAAUUUCGAGAUUCAGAAGGACGCCGGAACCGGAUUAUGAAGAAGUGACGCUGCCUGCAAAUUCAGAAGACGUCAGGAGAAUUAUGGAAAAAAGAGGAGAUAAAAUUGAAAAGAUUCUGGAAGGAAUAAGCGAAGAAGGAGAAAAGGAAGGUUCAGCAUAUCCAGAAGACGUCAGGAACUCAAAAUUCAGAGGAAACGAUGAUUCAGGAGACGUCACUGGUUCUGGAGCAGCUCCGGAAGAUGCAACGCUGUCAGGGAAUUUCAAAAACCUGGAAUUCGGAAGACUUAAAAAUUCAGAAGACGUCAUAUCUACGAAAAUCCUAAAAAAUCCAGAGAUCAACAGAAGAGGAGGUUCAGGAGACGUGACGCCGUCAGGAAAUUUCAAAAACCCGAAAUUCGACAAAAACAAUAAUUCAGAAGGUUCUGGAGAACUUUUAGAAGACGUAAAGCUGUCAGAAACCCUCAAAACUUCAAAAUCCAGAAGAAACGAGGAUUCAGAAGACGUCACUGAUUCUGGAGAAGUUGUAGAAGAAGUCACGCUGUCUGGAAAUUUGAGAAAAUUGGAUUUCAGAAAACUUGAAGAUUCAGAAGUCGUCACGGCUUCUGGAAAUUCCAAAAUUUCAAAUAACGACGAAGAGAAUGAUGUAAAAGUAUCUGAAGAAGCUUUAGAAGAUGUCACGCCAUCAGAAAACCUUAAAACUCCGAAAUCCAGAAGAAACGAUAAUUCAGAAGAUGUACCAGACUCUGGAGAGACUGCGGAAGACGUCACACCUUCAAGAAGUUCCAAAAAUCCGAAAAUCGAAAAGAGAGAAGAUUCAGAAGAAGUCGAUUUUUCCAGAAGCUCAGAAACCCCAAAAUUGAAAGGUAACGAUGAUUCAGAAGACGUCACUAGUUUACGAGAACCUCCAGAAGACGUCACGCCUUCAGAAACCCCAAAAACUACAAAUUCAAAGAAUUGUGGCACUUCUGGAAACCUUGUCACAGUCGAUGGAGUGACUAUUUUCAACUGCGAAGAUUCUGAAGACGUCACGAAUCCUUCGAUUCAAAAUCUUGAAAUUUCAAAAUUCCUUUCUGAAAUCAACGAAACCGUCCUGGAAGAUUCUUCAAAAAAUCAUUUCGAUGAAGCCCUCAAUUUCUUCAAAUCCCACGUCACGUUUUCUGAAUCCGAUGACGACGUCAUUCAGAAUCUCCUGAAUUCCACUCUAAACUCGACGAUUUUGGAAUACGGAGCAUCGUUUUUAAACGAAUCUUCCGAUCUGAGAAGGAUAAUUCUGGAUAUUCUUCCACAUUUGCCACAGGAAUUCACAGUUGGUCAAUUAUUGGAAAAGCUUGGAAUUCAGAAUUUGGCAUCGGUUCCAGAAAGUUUGAUCACAUUUUUGGGAUCUAUAAAGGAAACUUCUGGAAAUUCGAAUUCUUCAAAAUCUCCAGAAUUGGUGAAAAUUGUUCAAAAACUCUCUGCUUCGGAUUCCACUUCAAAAUCCGAAUUGGUCUCUGAUUUUUUGGAGAAAAAUCCAACGAUUUUGGCGAAUUUUGGGUUUUGA
Caenorhabditis briggsae is the source of this 2670-nucleotide messenger RNA. The transcript has 7 exons. The record is from RefSeq and is a predicted model, not a curated record. Lineage: Eukaryota; Metazoa; Nematoda; Chromadorea; Rhabditida; Rhabditidae. Bases 1 to 2670 code for a protein of 889 amino acids.